Messenger RNA from Asterias rubens (European starfish), 4902 nucleotides. RefSeq names its product F-box/WD repeat-containing protein 5-like. Gene Ontology annotation, molecular function: protein binding. Gene Ontology annotation, cellular component: SCF ubiquitin ligase complex; Cul4-RING E3 ubiquitin ligase complex. The record is from RefSeq and is a predicted model, not a curated record. Gene Ontology annotation, biological process: protein ubiquitination. Bases 112 to 2907 code for a protein of 931 amino acids. NCBI's taxonomy places the organism in Eukaryota, Metazoa, Echinodermata, Asteroidea, Forcipulatida, Asteriidae. The transcript is spliced from 8 exons.
UUCACGAUUUACUUUUUUAUUUCUCAUCGUUGCGAUCGAAGAACGAAAAGUCUGAUCGAAAGUAUGAUUUGAAGUAUCUUUUAACAGUCUAACAGUAACAUUCCAUUCAGAAUGGAUGAUUCAAAGAGUGUCUGGCUUUGCCUUCCGGACAGCCUCGUCCUUCAGAUCUUCACCUACCUCUCCUCAGCUGAACUCUUGAGGGCAGCACAGUCCUGCAAAGCGUGGCAUCGUAUCAGCAAAGAUGAGCUACUGUGGAAGGCGCUGUUGUACGAGGAAUGGAAGAUCGACCGAUGCAUGCCUUUACCACCAGGUCAUACCUCCUUCUUCCGUGAAUUCCGACGGCUCAAAUGUCACGUUCCAUGCAUUGAGGUUCAGGUCCUGAGGGAGCACACCGAUCAGGUGCUCCAUGUCAGCUUCUCUCACAACGGGAAGAUGUUUGCUACCUGCUCAAAAGACGGAACCAUUAAAGUUUGGAAGACUGGCCCGCCGAUCUCGCUGAAGUAUAGUCGCGCUAUGAAGGAGCUCUUCCGAUGGCAAUAUACGCAGUUCUCACAGUUUAACGCUUGUGACACACUGCUACUGGUAUCCGGCGUUCACUUCGGACCGAACAGUACAUCGGGAGAAAUUGCCGUAUUCAACCUUAAAGACGACUUUGCGCUUCAGGCACGUGUGCUCAACAAGCCGUACGACAUCUUCGGCUGCUGGCUGAAUAGCUCCCAUCUCCUGUCCGGCAAUCUCCACUACCUAGGCCACCUUUCCUCUUGCUCUGCCCUCUGGCUCAACAAAGCCACUCAGGAAGUCCUUUCUGAACAAGAGUCUGUCAUCAUGCGUCUGUUUAAAUUCCUAAACAUUAAUGCCAGCUCUGUGCGGAGCAUCACCGUUGCAAACUGUCGGAACCUCGGCAAAGGAGAGGACUAUAUUAAGACACCUCCACAGACGGUUAACUACAGGGAAUACGACUCCUCCUCACACACUGGCUUGAACUCCAGUGGACCACUGCCAGACUCAAGCGAAAGUGAACUCGAGGGUAGAGUCGGUGCGCCUUGCUCAUACAUGUACGAGAGCGACACAGAAAUGACUGCCAGUGAAAGCGAAGUUGGACAAAGCGGAACUGAGGGGUCGAGGGAUCUGGUUGGGGAAUCUAUGGACCCAGAUCAGAGUGCAAGUAGGGCAUUGCCCAAAGGGUCUGAUACCUGGCCUGCCCUACAUCAGAGUCGGAGUGAUCCGUGUCUACCGUCCGAGGACACGGACCAAGCAAGAAAAGCUCGUGCAAUAGCAAACAUCAACCAGCUUUACCAGCAGCAACGUCGGCAGCAAUCCCACCACAACGCCUCGGCGUCCCAUCUCGUGCAAUCAAGCGAAGUCAGCUCUGAUGACGCCACAUUAGCCCAGGCCCGACCGACAAAGCAGUCAAACCCACUGGGGGUGUCCAAGCCAAAGCGCUCCCCGGUCAAGAGGGAUGUUAGCGAUGUCAGCGGAACGCCACCGGAUGCUCUGAGGAAGAGUCUACGCACCGAGGCAGCAGCUCCAGACGACAGCCAGCCAAGUACGUCAUCAGGUUCUGCCAACAGCGCUCCUGUCAAUAGAGGGCCUGCGGACACCUGCUAUAAAAGCCUAUGGCUGAGAGUCCGACAGGCUGAGAUGAGACGGGGCGGCGAGAAUUACGACGAGGAUUUAUUUAGGAUCCUGAUAGAAGGGAUUAAUCCGAAUUACCGGGCGGCCCAGUGUGAGGAUCAUGCUGAUAUGGGAGGGAACUGGUCUACAAAGGGGGGAGCUGGAAAGGAUGUGGCUUCAAGCAGCAAUGCAGGAGAAGCUUCAGGACUUCAUCAACCGCUAGAUAUGAGGGAGAGUCAGAAUACAGUAAGCUCUCGCUGCAGCUCAAGUGACACUGUCCUGUCCAGCCCGGACUGCGACCACUCCUCAUCCCUCACCUUCGCCGCUGAGAGCAGCAGCGCCAGUGAUAUCAUCCGAGCCUGGGGGAAACAGUUCAACUUCGGAAGCACGGAGAGUCUUGAUGACGAACCAUCCAUCCAUUACCCGGAUCGCCGGCGUGGAUUCAGCGACCCGGAACUAUCACGGCAACACUCUGGGCAGCGUGACGCCCUCCCACAACUUCGGACAGAGAGUGAAGAGAUCAGCAACAUGUCCAGCAGCAGCAUGUCGGACUCACAGUCGCAGGAUUACUCGUACAAAACUCAUAAAGUUCGCCGGCGAAAGCUGUCACCAAAGGAGGAGCACCAGCAUUUGAUCUUUACUCGGGGCAGCCAGGCGUAUACGCCGCAUCAGAUCGGAAUCAAACGGAUUGAUUCAACGAUGGCUAACACCCUGAAGGGGCCGCUUGGGGCGAGCUGCAAGCCGGAGGAGACCAGGGAAGAGCGCGGGAUGGGGCAGGACAGGGAGCCGGAUCAGCCCGGGGGCGUCGAGUUUGAUAAGGUGGAUCAUGUCAUUGAGCUGAAUGGCCAUGCCAUAGGGAUGGCACUAUCGCCAGAUCACAGGUACCUCUACGUAAAUUGUCGUUGCUGGCCACGAGAUUAUGUAAUCUCAGACCCUCUGACACCGCCCCCUAUUGCCCAGGAAAUCGAGAUCCGAGUCUACGAUCUCAUAAACCUCACCGAAGUUAAAAGACUUCAUGGGCACAAAGCAUUCUCUCCUAACGACGAAUUCAACUUCAUCUUUCUGGAUGUCAGUGACCUGUAUGUGGCAAGUGGGGCCGAGGACCGACAGGGUUACAUAUGGGAUCGCUACUACGGGAUCCUUCUUGCCAAACUCGCCCAUCGAGAUGUCGUCAACUCAGUCGCCUUCAACCCACGGGAUCCAGAGAUGAUGAUUACAGCCAGCGAUGACCACACCCUGAAGGUGUGGUUCUCACAUCACAAGGCCAUGAUGGCAAAAGAAGUGGGUCAUUGACCUCUGGUGACCCUUGACCCCUGAGUGACCUAGGCCCAAUUUCAUAACGCAUGUAUUGUAAGCACACUUAACCACCACAGAAAAGAUACAUAUUGCUUGGUAGAAACUGUUGCUGAAAUUCCAUAAAGUUAAUAUUGUUGUGGCUGGUGCCUCGCCCCUUAUUUGCUUAGCGUAGAAAUUGUCUAAGCAGUAUUUUGUGCCCAACAGCUUUUAUGACAUUGGGCACCUGUUGUCAUUAAACUAUGCUUACAUUUGGUUUAAUGUUUGAGAAACAUAAAUUUUCCAUGAGUACUCUCUGCACCAUUGCUGGUGUAUAGUCAUUAUCGGAAUUGCGUCACACUCGGUAGUACAUGUACCAACUGACUACGCAUUGUUUUUCCUUGCACAAAAAUAAACAAUUUUCAAUACUUGAUGUGGCAAGGCAGUAAGCAAAGUUCACUUUGAAUUCGAAAAUGGCGAAACUGCAAUUUCGAUCCCAACUUGAUAUGCAUGGGUGAAGUGUGACCUUAGCUGAAGUGAAAGCACCAGUGAGCAAUGCAAUUAUAUUGCAUUUUGUUUUACUCGUUUCAGUAUUAAAAUAUAAUCCAUUAAUGACUUUAUCAUAUGUGCUGCUUUCACUGUGUUAAUUCACGACCAUAGCGGCCAUGAGCGGCUUGUACCAAAAUUGUGUACAGUAUAAGAAUUAUGUUAACUGUCAAUAACGCAUGUAAAAGAAGAAAAAAAAGUGUGUUAUUUUUUGGGUGCCUUUACUUUUUUCUAUUUUGGUGCUCACAUGGUCUUGAAAACCAUAGUUUAUUUUGGAACCUCUUUUAAAAAGUUAUUUUGCAUGCAAAAAUAUCUUGUAAAAUAUAAACCAACUAUAUUUCAAUGUUAUAAGUUUUGAUUAAGUUUGGCUGGUAACUGGUUGCAGUAAGUGGAUAUGAGAUUGUUUUGACCUUUGAAAUUGAGUUAUUAUAAUAAAAUGCAGUUCUUCUAUAGCGCUUCAUCACAACUGAGGGGCGUCUGAAGCCCUCAGUAUUUUGUUCUGCAAGGUAUGCACAGCUACAUGUAUGUUCAAAAUACAAGACAAAUUUAUUUACAUAGCACCAUGUAAUGGCUUACAGUUUUGACUAAGUGCUGUGGCAUAAACUGCAACCAAACACAACAGAAAACACUGGGGUGAACCUCCUCCUCUUUUAGACAAAUGCACUGGAUUCAUUUAUGUGCGUUACACAACACACCUAUAGCUGAAUGUCCAAUUCUAAGGACGAAGCAAUAUGGUUAGAAACGCCAUUAUUAAGUGUUGAGGUUGUUAUGAAUAGUUAGUAUAAUACAGAUCAGAGCACUAAACCCUGUACAGUUUAUGAUACUUAGUUCAUCUAAGUUAGUUAACCAUAACCAGAGUAUGACAAAGGAAUAUCUUUACAUGUUUAGCUGGCGCUCUGAAGCAUGGGAACCAGUCUGUUGCUCGUCAGAAAGGAUGGAUCUUGCAUCGUGUGAGAAAAAGAUUUCCCUAUUGGAACAUCACAGCAAGACGACAGGAGCCGGUGGUUGGCAAAACCAUUGAUAUCCUUCACUGCAAAAAAUACAACAAUUUAUCAAUGUCACUGAUAAUUCAGCUUUGCUACCCCAAACAAAAAAUACGCAUUAGUUUUCUUUAAAAAACUUGUUUAAUUGCAAAAAUUGUUUGAGAAGAAAGGUCUAUCUGGAGUAUAUUCAGGGAAACAUCCAAAAUGGCUGCCAUUUGCUAAGAUGGAAAUCAAUAAAGUCAACAUGUAACUAGGGCUGUGUCUGAAUGAGCAGCUACGGCUAUGGCUAGAUCACCACAUCGUUAAUAGAUAGGACAGCCAUAGAAACACCCUUAGCAACAGCCAUAGCUGCAGCCACAAAUUCAGAUACAGCCUUACCAAGAAUCUUAGUUUAGUAACAGAACUUUGUAUAUAGAUUUCGGGAAUAAUAUUGUAUUUAUGUGCAAUUUAAUACACAACAUCACUAAUAAAACACAGUUAUCAUUUA